GCGUGGGGUGAUGCAGCUUAGGCUUACCCGCAAGCUCUAGAAGAAUAGAAGAGGGCGGUGAAGAAGGAGGGACUCUCUCUCUCUCUCUCUCUCUCUCUCUCUGUGAAAGUGGAAUGGUGAAAGUGAUUUCCGAACAUGGUAGUUGUAGCUACUGAAAUUGCAUCAUCAUCGCGUUUUGUUUAAUUUAUUAUAUUCUUUCUGAAACCAACAAAUGAAAUCGUGUAGUCCACUCCAUUCUUAGCUCCAAGGAUUUGCCCAAUUUUGUUGGAUUCCAUUCCAUUCUUGACGACGACGAGAAGCAGCAGCAGCGGCGGCAGAGAACAAAGCAAACCCAGUUGCAGAGUUCAAAAGAGCGCUUUCUGAGUUGAAGCGAUGAAGAAAUUGAAGAAUUAUUACUUGCAAUUGAGGCAUCCGCAGACAAUGGAGAGGAAAUGGAUCUUCCCCCUCGCCAUUGGUUCCGUACUUUCUCUCUUUCUUCUGUUUCUCGUAACCCUAACCUCCUCCGACGGCACUCCUCUUCUCCCCCUUUACCGCUCCGCCGGCGGCGGCGGCGCCGCAUCGGUCUUCGUCGAGUCGAAGCUGCGGCCUUUGCCGGUUUCCUCGUCCCCUCCACCGCCGCGAUUCGCCUACCUCAUUUCCGGCUCCGCCGGUGACGGGAAAAUGCUCAAGCGCACGCUGCUAGCGCUCUACCACCCCGUGAAUCGCUACGUCGUCCACCUUGACGCGGAGUCGUCGCCCGAGGAGCGUUUCGAUCUGCGAAACUUCGUCGACAACCAUCCGACUUUCACCAGAUUCAAGAACGUGGUGAUGAUCACCAAGGCCAAUCUGGUGACCUAUCGCGGGCCGACGAUGGUGGCGAACACGCUGCACGCCGCGGCCAUCUUGCUGAAGGGAGGUGGCGAGUGGGACUGGUUUAUCAACCUCAGUGCCUCGGAUUACCCACUCGUUACUCAAGAUGAUCUGCUUCACGUGUUCUCUUAUCUGCCGCGCGAUCUCAAUUUCAUCGAUCACACCAGUGACAUUGGGUGGAAAGAGUUUCAUCGGGCAAAACCAAUAAUUGUUGAUCCGGGGUUGUAUAUGAGAAAGAAAGCUGACGUUUUCUGGAUUACACAGCGAAGAAGUGUGCCGACAGCCUUCAAGCUCUUUACAGGUUCUGCUUGGAUGGCACUUUCUCGUCCUUUCGUUGAUUUUUGCAUAUGGGGAUGGGACAACUUACCUCGAACAGUCCUAAUGUACUACGCAAAUUUCCUCUCCUCCCCUGAAGGAUAUUUCCACACCGUCAUCUGCAAUGCUCAAGAAUUUCGCAAUACCACGGUGAACAGCGACCUGCAUUUCAUAUCCUGGGACAAUCCACCGAAGCAACAUCCGCACUACCUCACCAGUGAUGAUAUGUCGAGGAUGGUCAACAGUAAUGCCCCAUUUGCGAGGAAGUUCCAUCCGGACGAUCCAGUGUUGGACAAGAUUGACUUUGAACUCUUGUUUCGUGGUCAAGACAUGGUCGUUCCUGGUGGGUGGUGCAUAGGAAGCCGGGAAAAUGGAACCGACCCAUGCUCUGUUGUGGGCAAUACCACUGUCCUGCGUCCAACUGUCGGUGCUAAAAGGAUGGAAAACCUCAUCACCUCUCUCUUAUCAAGCGAUAAUUUCCGAGCAAGGCAAUGCAAAUAGCAAAAUGACCAUUCUUGGGGGAAUUUCCCAGUGUUCCCAUGCCGAUAGGCCUGCAUCAGCAGAGAAGGAAAAGGUGGAAGCACAAGGUAAUUAAAUUAGUCCAUGUGCAUGUAGGGAAAAAAAUCCUGAGAACUUACACGAUUGAGGCAACAAGAUUAUGGAUUUGGAACUGAGGAAUGCUUGUAUCUGGUCUGCCUUUUUUUGUGCCGGUGAGCCCUUUUUGCAUCAUCCUCUCUUCCUGGUUUAACUGUCUUCAUCAGGACCUGACACCCCCUUCUGUUGGCUUUCCGGCUGGCGAGGAUUACAGUAAGUUUUAGGGACAGGAAACAGUAGUAGUUUUAGAACAUCACGUAGCAGCUACCUCCUACCUUGUUGAUUUGUAGUCACUUUUAUUGUGUUGUUGUGUAAACAACUACUAUUACAACUACUAGUCGCCCGCAUUGUUUGAAGAGGAAAUGUUACUCAAGUCAGCUCUGCUUCAUCUCCAA
Molecule: messenger RNA, 2153 nt
Organism: Diospyros lotus (date-plum)
Lineage: Eukaryota; Viridiplantae; Streptophyta; Magnoliopsida; Ericales; Ebenaceae
Product: beta-glucuronosyltransferase GlcAT14B-like
Exons: 4
Coding region: 373-1665 (430 amino acids)
Cellular component (GO): membrane
Molecular function (GO): glucuronosyltransferase activity
Source: RefSeq, a predicted model, not a curated record